Molecule: messenger RNA, 1568 nt
Organism: Ziziphus jujuba (common jujube)
Lineage: Eukaryota; Viridiplantae; Streptophyta; Magnoliopsida; Rosales; Rhamnaceae
Exons: 2
Coding region: 822-1199 (125 amino acids)
Source: RefSeq, a predicted model, not a curated record
GGUUUUUAUACGUGAAUAGGAUAUUUAUUUCAAUUCUUUGUAGUUCAUUUGUAGUUUGUACUAAUUCAAUUUUCACUCCCUCAAUUUAAUCACUGGGUUGGUUUUCAAUGCUGGGUUUUGCUUAUAUAGGUUUAGUAUUUUUAAAAACCUCAGUAUUUAAUUGGGUGAGGUUUACUUACUCUGUUUACUAUGUAUUAUGCUAAUUUGCUAUUUUCAUUCAUCUUCUCCUUUGUAUGUUGCAUGAUUUUAAGCGAAGCGAUAUGUAGGCGUUGGUAGAGGAAUAGCUCUAUGAAUAGAUUAAUUCAGGAUUGUCUUGUUUUCAUGAUUACAUAAUCCCGGCCGAGCAUCAGAUAAGCUUCCACUAGUUGGUCCUUUUAUGGUUUAUAGCCAAAAUGCUAUUUCGUAUAUCUUGAUUAAAUACGCAUUCGUUUCUGAAUUCUGGGCAAAAAAUUAUAAACUGACCAGUGAUCUCGGCUAACUGACAAGCAUAAAUGCCCUGUAAAAAUUUUCAAGAAUCAGAAUGGCUUCGAUCGUUAGUCUGGUAAGAAACUUGUAAAUGUAUUGUUUGGUUGAGAAAAAAAUUGAAUGGUAGGUUGAGAAGAUAGUCUUCUGGUUUGACUGGCUGGUUUCUGUGAGAAGUUGUUUUAAGACUUGUGAAUGCUUACAGUGCUUUCUCUUUAUACCUUAGCCAACAAGAUUCUCAACUUUGAUAUUUUCCUGAGGAUCUAACUGCAUCUUUAGGCUUAAAAGUUUCUUUGCUUAGAUUGCUCUUGAAAGGCUGUGGCAGUUUAGUGUGGUGCCGAUUUGAUAAUCUGCGAGGGAUGGGACCUGGCGGACCUGGCGGACCUGGUGGACCUGGAGGUCCUGGAGGAGGACCUGGAGGACCCGGCCCGGGACCUGGAGGACCUGGCUGGGGACCUGGGGGACCUGGCUGGGGUCCUGGACCCGGAGGACCUGGUUGGGGUCCCGGACCCGGAGGACCUGGUUGGGGUCCUGGACCCGGUGGACCUGGUUUCGGACCUGGUGGAGCUGGUUUCGGACCUGGUGGCUUCUUUGGUGGUUUUGCUGAUGGUUUAUGUAGCAUGAUUUCUUCAUGCUUCUACUGCUUGUGCUGUUGUUGGUUGCUACAGGACUGCUUUGGUGGACCCCGUGGUGGUCCAUUUGGUCCUCCUGGUCCCGGUGGGCCCCCGCCCUACUGAUCACUGUUCUAUGUAUUGAUAUGGUGGUUAGGAAAAUAAGUUCUAUGCUCAUGAGAUGGGGAAGUAUCCUGUUAUCCAAUUUAUAUGUGUUUCAUGUUGUUAGGUGUUUAUGUAGAACAAUGGAUAAAGUUAUAUCUGUUUAAGCCAUCUUUGUUCCUGCCUUAUGUUUUUUUUUUUUUUUUUUUUUAAUAGAAAUAAUUGAUUGUAUGAAGUCCAUGGUGAAUGAUUCUAUGUCAUUUAUUGCUAUUCUUCCCAGUUUUCCUGAUUGAGAAUUCCCUGAACGAGUAUGAUUUAUUUGUUAAGGAGAAUGGGAAGAAUACGAAAUAUUUAUGGUCAUGGACAUAGUUGAAUUUAUCAUAAUGUUAGCUA